Molecule: messenger RNA, 559 nt
Organism: Spodoptera exigua (beet armyworm)
Lineage: Eukaryota; Metazoa; Arthropoda; Insecta; Lepidoptera; Noctuidae
Source: the annotation of a GenBank genome assembly
UCCUGUUACAAAAGUAAGGCGGCUUGCACUGGAUCCAACCUUGUGCCGUGAUGUCCUCUCCCUAAGUCAGAAGUGGCGUGUACCUGAUACCAAGCUGUGGUUGCUAGCCCAGGGGCCGUUGUCAUGUCGAGUUCAUAUUUCAUCUUUAUAGUUCUCUGUGGACUCUUUCAUUACGGGUCCACAAUAAUGUGUUAUGAGUGCAACAGUGCAAUAAAUUCUCUAUGCCUUGAAGCCAAGCUGCCAGAUAGCUUGAAGAAGAACUGCUCCGACCAUGACCGCGGCGUCACUCACACACUCUGCCGGAAGAUAGUCCAGCAUGUGGACUAUGGAGUCAAUGGAAGACUACCUGAGAGCAGGGUCAUCAGAAGCUGCGGAUGGGAUGAGAGUAAAUUUAAAGGUCAAUGUUACCACAGAGCUGGUUACGGGGGCAGACAGGAAGUGUGCUCCUGUCUGACAGACUACUGCAACGGUGCUAAAGGGACCACGGCCUCUACCACCUUUCUCACCACUGCCAUCAUGUUCAUCGGUAGUAUCAUCUGCCAAUAAGAUUAGCUCGAGU